AGUCAACGACCAAGCUCCGCUGCUAGGUGCCACACAGGGAGCGACCAGCUUGGCGUCGAUAGAGCCAUUGCACAUGACCGUAUCAUACAAGUCGGGCCCGCCCUACAAGUUCCGGCCACAGGGCGCGCCCGCGGGCGUUUGGCCGCACACACCAUGGUGGUUGUGCACCUUUUAUGACCCCUAUGAACGAGUGAACGUUUGGUCGCACGGCCUUCCCGCGCUCGCCUUCAUAGUGCUAGGGGCGCUGGCCAAGGCGGGGGCGGUGCCGGGCGACAACGCCCUGGCUGUGUUUUGCUUCUGUGCCGCCAUGACGCACGGCUCGUCGGCGCUGACCCACGUGUGGCCAGAUGACCACCUUCUGGAGAAAAUCGAUCACCUAUGCAUCCCCUUCCUCAUCGUCGGUGUCCCGCUCACAGCAGUCAUGGCGCUGCGGCCUCAGGGCCCCUACCACGUCCUGACGGCGGUGGCGGUGGCGGCCACGGGCGCCGCCUUCCUGCGGCCGCUGCACCGCACCCUGGCCUUCAUCGCCAGCGGCGCAGUGCUGUUCGGCUACUACUUCUGGAUCGUGGAUUGGAACAUAGUCGCGCAGGUGGUGCUGCAAGUGGCUGGCGGCUACUUCUUUGUCCAGAACGGCGGCCACUCGCGGCCGCCCGGCCUGCAGGACCACCAUUUCCUGCACUACUGCGUGACCGCCGCGUCUGUGCUGCACGUGGUCUACAUCCUGAAAGCGGUGGGCGCGCUGGGCGGCGGCAGCGCGGGGGCGGCGGCUGCCGGCGCGGCCGCGGCGAUGGGCGCGGCGGUGGGGAGGCACAAGCAGGCGUGAGUUGGAGUGAUGGCUGGGGGCUGCGUGUGUGUGCGUAGUGCUGUCGAAACGCGAACGCGAAUGUGCGCGACACUAAGAGUGCGUGUGUGAUCUGGAAGAGUGGGUGGUAGCUUGCCAAAGAGUUGGUGCGGAGUGGUGGGGGGUCGGCUGGGUAGACGCAGGAGUGCGCUGGGGCGGGAAGAAGCAGAGGGCAGCGAGCUGGGGUGAUUGGAACACAUUAUGUUAUAGAAGGGCGGUCUUUGGCGUGCGGGCGGAUGAAUUGCAUCAGGCAGGAUGGCAGGGGGUUUCAGUCGGGCCCCAAGGGCUUGCUUUUGGGUUGAUCAUUUCGGGGCAGCACUUUGUGUCCCCUGUGAGAGCUACCCCACCAAGACUCGGCGCUGAUCAAUGCUGUGCAAUUGGUACGAAUUGGAGCAUGGGUGUCUGAAAGCGUAAACGGUCAGGGUGCGUGACUGAAUUUCGAACUGUGCUAUGCGUGCCCAGCCAAGCACUGCUCUCAUUCUCGCGUGUCAUCAAUGCAAACUCGCGACAUAUGUAACGUCGUGUAGGG
Molecule: messenger RNA, 1370 nt
Organism: Chlamydomonas reinhardtii
Lineage: Eukaryota; Viridiplantae; Chlorophyta; Chlorophyceae; Chlamydomonadales; Chlamydomonadaceae
Exons: 5
Coding region: 74-823 (249 amino acids)
Cellular component (GO): membrane
Source: RefSeq, a predicted model, not a curated record